Molecule: messenger RNA, 5162 nt
Organism: Homalodisca vitripennis (glassy-winged sharpshooter)
Lineage: Eukaryota; Metazoa; Arthropoda; Insecta; Hemiptera; Cicadellidae
Product: proto-oncogene tyrosine-protein kinase ROS-like
Exons: 22
Coding region: 1-4410 (1469 amino acids)
Biological process (GO): regulation of TOR signaling; protein phosphorylation; multicellular organism development
Cellular component (GO): signaling receptor complex; membrane
Molecular function (GO): ATP binding; transmembrane receptor protein tyrosine kinase activity; protein binding
Source: RefSeq, a predicted model, not a curated record
AUGGUAUGGCUGAGGGAUGACCGCUAUGCUGUCAUCGGUGACAUGAUGGGCCAGAAUUCUGCAGUUCUCAGUGGAAUGAGCCUGUCCGAACUAAACAUGGUGGCUGUCGUGGACACUGCUCUGCACUAUUCCCCAAGAGGACGUAAAUUGUCAGAAGUGAACGUGAUUCCCCAACCCAUUUCUCAACAGUCUCUUCGAGUAGAGGGAACUUUUGAAGAGUUUAAAAUUUGCUGGAAUCCAGUGGACAAUGUGAAUUAUGGCCUAGUCUUCUAUGAGAUCAAGAUAAGAAACUUGAACAAAAAGGAUAUAACGAGAGAAACCAUAGAGCCGUUCUGGAUUUACGAGAGCCCAUAUGAACUAGUCCCCUACUCGCCUCUCUUUGUGAGUGUGCGUGCCCUGACCUACUGGGGAGCAUCGUCGUCUGCUAGAGCUCUGCUUCACUCUCCUCCCUCCAUCCCUUCACAGCCUACCAACCCUCGAGUUUUCGUCUCAUACAACAGAAAUCCUGUAGAAGAAGAUCAAGAAAUAAUAGCAGUGUUCCGUUGGGAUGCACCAGUUUCUCCUAAUGGUGUGAUCGUGAAGUAUCAAGUGUCGUUUUGGUUAGACAGCUCUGACCUCCAAGUCACAGAAUUGCCAGCCUCCACCAUGGAGUAUGUUGUCCCAGAGUUACCACCAAACUCAACUAUAUACUUCAAGGUGGCGGCGUGCACAGAUGUGGGGUGCAGCGUGUCAACGUCUCCAGUACUAGGAGACUCGGGUGUUGAGACGCCAGUACCUCGCUUGCUGCUCUCCACCAGCGACACGGUGCAGAUCACCGAUUACGACAAGAAAGAGAACCACACACUCUCACGCAGUGGUUCCGUCGUAGACAUUGCGUACUCGAGCCACGAUGACCGUGUCUACUGGAUAGAUGACAACAACCACCUGAUCACGUCCAACUUCUACACUUCUGACAAAACCAAACUGCUGAGUUUGAACAACUCAGCCCUGUGCCUCGCUGUGGACUGGGUCGGGCGGUUUCUCUACUGGGCCGAGCGCAGUCACACCGGCCACGGCUCUGUCCUGCACUCACUGGACCUCAACACUGAGCGGCACACCGAGCGUACUGUGCUGGUCCGCCCUGUGCCCAUCGUCAAGCUGCAGGUCUACCCUCUCAACAGUAUGUUGUACUGGGUGGAAGAAAGACUUCAUGGCAUCGGCAGUUUAAUGAAGAGCCAAACUGAUGGCUCUGGUAUUCGUCCUUUCUUCCCAACGAGCCUCACCAUUUCAAGGUGGACACGGAACGCCUGCAAUUGUCCGCAAGCUCCUGACGUCGGAGCUGCUAUCGCCAUCGACCAGUCAGUUCCUGCCAGCCCGCAGCUGCUGUACGUCGACGCCUGGACGCACCACAUCGUAGCCUCUGAUAUGGACGGCUGUUCCUGCACUAUGUUGGUUGACACUUCCACCGUUCCUGCGGCAGGUUUGCCGCCCACCUCCAUGACUGUGGACCAUCGCCUAGUGUACUGGUCAAACGCCACCGAAGGCCGGAUCUACUCUCUGAACAAAGAUCCCAGUCUAGUCAGCAGUGAACUAACAGCUAUCAAUGCCACAGGAGUGCGCAACAUCGCUGCUCUCGGCUCCCAUCUCCAGCCCUACCCUGAUGCUCACUGCCUGACGCCAAAGCUGACCCCUGAACCUGUCCAGAUGGUGAACCGCACAGAUCACUCCAUCACCCUACAACUUCCUGAGCCAGAGCGAGACAGAGAUUGUGGCAAUGUGUCAGUUGCCACUGUCCAGUUCACAGUGUAUUAUGGUUUAGCCAGCACAUCACCUUCGUGUCUCGAAGACCUUACCUACUGCAGCAAAGUGGAAAGUUUUGAUCAGCUGGUGAAAGUGGAUGGUCUCCAAGAGCUGACAGAUUAUACUUUCUUCCUGACAUUCAGCAACCACUACAGCGAGCUGCGCGGUGAUGAUGAGGCCAUCAGCCAGCCGGUUACAUACAGGACGUUUGCUGCAGAGCUGUCUCCUCCGCAGAACGUCUCCGUAGUGCCACUGAGCCCCACAGUGCUGCGGUUGAUGUGGAGUCCCUCGACCACAGAGUUUGUCAGCUACCAGGUUUUCUGGAGGAGAGAAGGCAUCGUCGAGGGGAAGCACCUGCAGAAUGAAGAUCUUGACAAGCUCAGAGCUGGUGAUGAGAAGCUCCUCCUGUGGGCAGAUAUGACAAACCUGAGCCCUGGCCAGGAGUAUGUGCUGUGGGUUCGAGCCAAGACAGAAUAUAACAACCAGUUCUUGGACAGUACAGAGAUAACGGCGGCUACCUACCCAGACCCUCAGCCCAUCUCUCUGGUUUCAGCAACCGCAAAUACACUUAACGUUUCCUGGGCUAAAUUCAAAGAACAGUCUUAUGUUUUGGCUGAAAUGGAAAGCUUCACAAUGAGGAGUCAGGAUUGGAUUCCGGUUCCUCUUGUGUUUUCAUCAGAUACUUUUGACUUCUUCUUGAUGGAAAAUUUGAUACCUAAGACGCAGUACUCGUUUCGUAUGAAGAUAGUGUUCACCAGCCUGUCUUCGCCUUAUAUUUGGCCUUCCGAUUACAGAUUUACUUUUGAAACUCUAGGUGACCGUCCAACCCGACCAGGGAUUCCAGUGCUGCACCAGUUGAGGGGAAACAUCAACCAGGUGGUGUGGAGUGAGCCGGCCAGAGAAAAUGGAGCAAAAGUGACCCUCUACUGGCUCGAAGGACGGACUGACGAAGGCGUUCGUGAGAAGAGAGAGGCCAACUUGAGCUCAGCUGUAGAUCAUCUGGACUGGACCCUCUACUACAAUGGAUCCAAGCCCUAUUGGAUAAUGGCGGAGCUGAGUUCGUACACAAGGUACCAGUUUCGGGUGCGCGCACGGAACGUGUACGGGUGGAGCGAGUUCAGUGAACCGAGCGAGUGGUUCUCGCUCAACCAGGCUGCCCUGUUGCCUGAGCAGGAGCUGGGUGUGGUGGUCUGGGUGUUCACUCCGCUCGCAGUAUUGGCACUCAUCCUCACACUCAUGUGCCUCAUGUGUACUGUUGUUACAAAAAGAGAGAAAGAGAAGAAGACGCAACAAAUGUUAACCAUAAACACCAACAUAAUAAGAACUGGAAGUACGGAUGUUGAAUUAGCGAAUCUGCGGGAGCUCCCACGACGGGUGAACUUCAUCCAGAACUCCAACGCGUUGUAUACUGCCGCCGACUUCAUCCCCACCGACAGAGAGAUAGCGUUGUUGCCGCACAUCCGCAGAGACCACAUCACUCUGACAAAGUUCCUGGGCAGUGGAGCGUUCGGAGAGGUGUUUGAGGGCCGGGCCAAGAGCGUAGCGGAGUCGCCAGCGAUCGAAACCAGAGUUGCAGUCAAGACACUUCGAAAGGGUGCUUCACAACAAAUGAAACUGGAAUUUUUAAAAGAAGCCCAACUGAUGAGCAAUUUCAAGCACAAGAACAUUCUCCAGCUGUUGGGUGUUUGCUUGGACAAUGACCCCAACUUCAUCAUUAUGGAACUGAUGGAAGGUGGAGAUCUGCUUGCAUAUCUGCGUUCUAAUCGCCCUCUAGUUGCCGUGGAGAACAGCCUUACACUGAUGGACUUGUUGUCGAUGUGCGUGGACGUGGCGCGUGGUUGCCGCUACCUGGAGGAGAUGCACUUUGUCCACCGAGACCUCGCCUGUAGAAACUGCCUAGUCUCCUCAACAGAUCCUCGUUCUCGGGUCGUCAAGAUCGGUGAUUUCGGACUGGCAAGAGACAUUUAUAAAAAUGAUUACUACAGAAAAGAAGGCGAAGGGCUUCUACCAGUCAGGUGGAUGGCCCCAGAGUCCCUGGUCGACGGGGUGUUCACCAGCCAGAGCGACGUGUGGGCGUUCGGUGUGCUACUGUGGGAGAUCAUGUCCUUGGGACAGCAGCCGUACCCGGCUCGGAACAACCUGGAGGUGCUGCACUACGUACGCAACGGUGGUAGACUUGGCUGCCCCCCCAACUGCUGCCAGCAGAUGUACGACUUAAUGCUGAGGUGUUGGAGUUUCAAUCCCGAAGAGAGGCCAAUGUUCAUUUAUUGUCUGGACGUUUUGAUGGAGCUGAAGAGGAAAACGGCAAAUGCCCAGUUACACAGAGCUCAACAGGGCCAAGAAACUAGUUUCAAGCAAGACGAAUGGAUAAAUGAAACGGAAGAAGUAAAUGCAGUCGAUACUGGAGGUACUCCCAAGUACUUAGAGUUGAUCUACGAUGAGGGUUACGAAGUGCCGAGGCCUCCGCCACAGACUGGUCAGGUCCAGACCUGCAGCGAUGAGGAAGUGACAAGUCUGGACAAGCUGUUACCUGCACCGGCCGUCAGCCCCUACACCAAUGUCAUCAAACAGCUGUCUACAGCGGACAAUUUCAGUGAAAACACGAUCAAUAGUGAGGACACCCUUAGGUAGUCCAGUUCCACUUAUAUUCCUUGUAGUGCAAUGAACUCUGGUGCCUAGAUUGUUUCCAAUCCACUGUUUUAGUUUUAUUUUGUAAAUAGCAUAUAAAUAUUGUGAAUAAAUGUUAUUUAUCUUGUAAAUUUUGUUGACUAAAAAUGAUUGAGGUUUGUAUGUUUUGUAUAUUGUCAGUUGCAUUUAUUGACAUUGUGUAGAUCGAAUAUGUAGUCGUUUUAUUUAUGACAUUGUUGAACUCGUUUUAAUGAAUUUAUAUUAUACAACUAAUGUAAAUAAAAUAAACUAGCUCUACAUUAGUAUUAAGUUUAAUCAGUAUUUUUAUAUUGUAAAAGAAUCUCAAUGUGAUAGCAAUACUUUCAAUAAAACUGCAACAAAAUAAAAUGGAAGGUUAAGAUUUAAAUAGUUUUAUAAAUAGCUUUAGAAGGCUGAUCUUUUAUAUGAAAACAGAAAAGGUUUUAUUUUAUGCAUUUCCUGCAUUUUUUUACUUAAAAGAACAUGUUUGGAAAUAUCCUUAAUCUAUAAUAAUCUAAUUAAGUAUUUAUUGUAAUAUAAAGUACAAAUUAGCCAAGGACAAGUCUUUUGCCAUUGCAGAAAAAAUAGUACAAACUUUGUCCGAGCCAUUAUUAAAAAUGAACAAGGUAAAGUUUAGAUUAUAUGUAGUUACUUACAGCAAUGAUGAUUUCAGUGCCUUAUGAUUUGUGAAAAUUAUAUUUUGCUCAAAUGGAAAUAUAAUAACUUUUAAGAAAUUA